AUGGAGACUCUCGUGACAACAACAGGCACGCUACUCAACAGUGCUGCGGAUGUCUUUGAUCAGGUCGUCUCGGCGGCCUCACAGUUCGAGUCCACGCUCUCCCCUGCCGCCAUGAGCGUCGUCAAAGGAUUCAUGGGGAAUGAUGUUCUGUCUGCUGGAUUCUUCCUGAUGAUCAUCGGCAGCUCCUACACGUUCUUCAAGGACAUGAUCGUCGGUUACUACCAAGAGGUGCAGUCCUGGUUCUAUGUGUCGAUCGUGGUUCAGGAUGGAGACCAGUUAUAUAACUGGCUGUCUGACUGGAUUUCUGAGCGCCCUCUUACAAAGUCUAUACGACAUCUGUCCGCCAAGACUGUGUGGCCUGAGAACGACGAUGAUCUGGACUACUUUGACGAUGGCGAGGAGGAGCGACCCAAGCUCGUAUACGCCCCCGGCUCAGGCACGCAUGUGCUCUAUCACAUGGGCUACAAGGUCAGCGUCUCGCGGGAAACACCAGAUCAGGGGACCUCGAACGAAGACAGCGAGCAGAACCGAAUUUUGAAGAAAGAUAGCAUCACCAUUUCCACCGUUGGCUGGGACAUGAGCCUGCUCAAAAUGAUUGUUCAGGACGCAAUGGAUAAGUCGUACAAGAAAAGGGCCGGCAAGACCACCAUCUACUCUACACAGCCCUUUGAUAACUACUGGUCCAAUGCAGAAACCCGCGCCCCUCGUGCUUUCCACUCGGUCAUUCUUGCGAAGGGUCUCAAGGAAGAACUCCUCUCAGAUAUCACGAUGUUCCGCAAGUCUGCUCGAUGGUACCAUGACCGUGGUAUCCCAUACAGACGAGGAUACCUUCUGCAUGGACCUCCAGGAACAGGAAAGACCUCGUUCAUUGUCGCUCUGGCUGGUCAUCUCCGCAUGAAUGUCUGCAUCGUCAACUUGGGUAUUUCAGGAUUCAAUGAUAAGCAACUGAACCAACUUUUGAACAGCGCCCCACGCAACAGCAUCCUGCUUAUGGAGGACGUGGAUGCUGCUCUGGUCAAGCGCAAGGCAGGAAAGGACCAGGAAGGAGAGAACAAUGUCACCUUGUCGGGCAUCUUGAAUUCCCUCGACGGUAUCACAGCCCAGGAGGGCAGUGUUGUUUUCAUGACCACCAACCAUAUCCGGAAACUCGCCCCUGCCUUGAUCCGCCCUGGACGCUGCGACCGAAAGUUGCUCUUUGACUAUGCUGACGAACACCAGAUCCGGGGUAUGUGCCUCAAGUUCCUCCUCAGUCGAUCAGCCUCUGGCCAGCUCACCAAAGAUCGCCUCACCAAAGAUGAAACCCUCUCGGAGGAGGUCGAUCCUGAGGAACAGGCCCGCAUGGACAUCUACGAUGCUCAUGUACAUGAGGUGGCUGAGCAGAUCUGCCAAAAGAUCACUCACAAGGAUUCCGUGACGACCGCUCAGCUCCAGGCGUUCUUCAUGCUUCACCGCGAGAGCCCCGAUACCAUUGUGGACGCUAUCCCCGGCUUCCUGAAAGAGCUCGCGCGUGAGCGUGCGGCCCUGUCGACCAAGAAGCGGCUGCGGCGUCAGCGAGAAGAAAGGAUGAAGGCCAGAAAGGAGGCUGAGAAGAAGAAAGAAAAGGAGGCCAAGAUUGCAGCGGGAGAGACAAUGGAGGCCAAUGGGGACGAAGAUGACGAGGACGAAGAAGCUACAUCGGAAUGUAACACGGACUCGGACUAUUACGAGGAGGCCGAGGGCGGCAGUGCAUCGGUUUUUGGCGCAAAGAAUAUCAAUGGUGAAGCAAGGUAA
Molecule: messenger RNA, 1770 nt
Organism: Linnemannia hyalina
Lineage: Eukaryota; Fungi; Mortierellomycota; Mortierellomycetes; Mortierellales; Mortierellaceae
Source: the annotation of a GenBank genome assembly